UGGUGUUCCACGAAAUGCUCCAGAACUUUAUAUUUAAUUAUAUAGAUUGCCCUGGCAUUCAAAGUAAAAAUGCUGGUAAAGUAUCAACUUGUGCAGGUUGCCCUAAUCAAUCUGUUUGUUCAUUAUCUUCAACAAAAUUAGCAAAUCCUGAAAUUGUACUAGUGCACAAAAGAUUAUCUUUAGUAAAAUAUAAAAUUAUAAUAUUAUCAGGCAAAGGUGGUGUUGGAAAGAGUACAAUUACAUCACUCAUAUCAAGAACAAUUGCUUCAGAAAACGAAAACAAAAAUGUUGCAAUUUUGGAUAUUGAUAUUUGUGGUCCAUCACAACCAAGAGUUCUUGGAGCUCUUGGUGAGCAAGUACAUCAAAGUGCAUCAGGUUGGUCCCCAGUUUACAUAGAAGAUAAUUUAUCCUUGAUGUCCAUAGGAUUUCUUUUAAAUAAUUCAAGUGAUGCAAUUAUUUGGAGGGGACCUAAAAAAAAUGGCAUAAUAAAGCAAUUCUUAUCAGAAGUUGAUUGGGGUUCGUUGGACUAUUUAAUAUUAGAUACACCACCAGGAACUUCCGAUGAACAUAUGUCAGCAGCAACAUAUUUGAAAGAAGCAGAUAUAACUGGUGCAAUAAUUGUUACAACUCCACAAGAAGUUGCACUUAUUGAUGUUAGAAAGGAAAUAGACUUUUGUAAAAAAGUUAAUAUCCCUAUUCUUGGUUUAAUAGAAAAUAUGAAUAUCUUCAUCUGUCCAAAAUGCAAGAAUUCUGCAGAAAUAUUUCCAGCAUUAACAGGAGGCGCCAAACAAAUGUCAGAAGAUUUAAAUGUUGAACUUUUGGGAUGUUUACCUUUAGAUCCAUUAUUAGCAAGAUGCUGUGAUGAAGGAAAAAAUGCAUUAAUUGAAAUUCCAAAUUCGCCAGCAAUAUUAAUUUUAAAAACGAUAGUUCAAAGUAAUAACUUUCAACUAUAUAUUUUCCUAUUUUCUGUAUCAAGUCUGUAUAAGUUUAAUAAUAUAAAUUAUUUAAAAUUAUAUCAAGAAUAUUUCUAA
This is a messenger RNA of Ceratosolen solmsi marchali, 1031 nucleotides long. RefSeq names its product NUBP iron-sulfur cluster assembly factor 1 (gene Nubp1). NCBI's taxonomy places the organism in Eukaryota, Metazoa, Arthropoda, Insecta, Hymenoptera, Agaonidae. Gene Ontology annotation, biological process: iron-sulfur cluster assembly. Gene Ontology annotation, molecular function: 4 iron, 4 sulfur cluster binding; ATP-dependent FeS chaperone activity; ATP binding. The coding region runs from base 15 to 1031 and encodes 338 amino acids. The transcript has 7 exons. Gene Ontology annotation, cellular component: cytosol. The record is from RefSeq and is a predicted model, not a curated record.